AUGGCAUCUAGUGUUGCAGAAUCGUGGAAUAUGAAGAUUGGCGGCAUUCGUGGCCUGCCUAUAACAGAUGUGGUUGAUGGUGUUAGGAGUAUUAUGAUGGUGGAAAUGUGUGUAAGGGCAGAGGAGGCUGCGGUUAUGUCAACUGUACUUUGCACUCCCAUUCAGGGUGCUGUUAAUAAACUAGUACAUGACAGUAGAGUUUUGACAACAAAGAGGGCAUCGGAGUACAUUUACGAGGUGCUUAGUACUCCAACAGCUGUUGUUGACAUUCGCAACAGGUCGUGCACGUGUAGAGCGUGGCAAGUCAACGGUCUGCCAUGUAUACAUGUUGCGUGUGUUCUGUUCCAUAACAAUAAUGAUGGUUAUGCAUAUGUUGACUACUAUUACACGGUUGAGUGUUAUAAAACCACGUAUUCGCACAGUAUUUAUCCAUUUGUCAAGCCAGAUUUUGAUGGUGAUUUUCCUUUGGUUGGACCUCCAGAUUAUCAUAUUCGGCGUGGCAGGCCGAAGGUGAAGAGAGUUCCUUCGAGAGGUGAGAAGGUUAAGAGGAAGAUAAAAUGCAGCUCAUGCAACCGUAUGGGCAAUCACAACAAGAAAACGUGCAGGAGGCCUGUAUGA
Messenger RNA from Erythranthe guttata (spotted monkey flower), 618 nucleotides. Lineage: Eukaryota; Viridiplantae; Streptophyta; Magnoliopsida; Lamiales; Phrymaceae. The record is from RefSeq and is a predicted model, not a curated record.